AUGCUCUUAAUAAAUCACAGAGCUUUGAGUAGUUUAAAAAAUUCAAAAGUGGCGAUUUUGAGAAACGAAGAACGUGGAAGACCACCGAAAAAGUUUGAAGACAGCGAAUUGCAAGCAUUGUUGGACGAGGAUGACGUUCAAACGCAACAACCACUCGCAGAUCAAUUAAAUGUGACACGAGAAGCUGUCUCCAUACGUUUGAAAGCCAUGGAAAAGAUUCAGAAGAUGGAAAAUCAUCACACACAGCAAAACCGGUCUAGGACACGAUUGAGGCGUUUGAAAUGGCUUGGAAAUGAACUUAAUCCCGAAGACUGGGGAUGGAUCACUAUAAAUGAAAUCUUGGAACCGAUUCAAACUCUUUUGCCUUCUGCUCCAGAUAUACUCUUAAAUAUUAUUUUCUGCAAUUAUUCUAAAGAUUGCGGCUUUAACUGCAGUUGUAGAAAAGUUGGUUUGCGUUGCUCAGCUGUAUGCGGUAAUUGCCAUGAUCAAUCUUGCACAAAUCACGCUGAAGAUAUCACCGAAGACAUAUAUCCAAUAAACUUAGCUAUGGCAGCUGUGGAAGAAAUGGAAGAAAUGAAAGAAAUGGAAGAAAUGGAAGAAACAGACACAGAAAUCAUAGAGUUUGAGGAGAUUUCAGAAAUAGAUAAAACCGAAAAAUAAUUUAAUAACAAAAUAAACAGAACAAAAAAAUGUGGAUUAGGCCUAUAAGGGAUAUCAUAUAAUUAAAAAACACGACCGGUAUUCUACCUCAGCGGUGGUGUAGAAAGGAGUGCAUUUUAUCAAUGAAAUACGAUCGUGUAACUUUGUAAACUAUUUUGCUCGAGAAAAGGUAGUCCUACGAAAAAAACAAAUUAAACCUUUUUUAUAGCAAAUUUCAUAAGCUACAAAUUAUAUCUAAAUUUUUGCAAAAAAAUCAAUAUUUUGCGAGAUAUUCGUGAAAAACUGUUUUUCACCCGCUUUCAACCUUUGUAAAAAAUUUUCCUUACAUCGACGGGGAUUUUUGAGAGGUUGUUUAAAAUAGCAAUAUCUUACUGUAUGCAAAAAUCCAGCCAGGUGGAAAUUCUUCCGAAGUUGAAUGCCAAUUUGACUGGGCUAUUACAUGGCUAUUCUCUUCCGCAUCGGGCAGAAAGCUAAUUAUUGAAAUAAUAAAGAUUUUAAAAAGGGCACUUUGUCUGACAGAUUAGUUGGGUUCGUUGGAGAGUCAAGGGGUUACACCAAUCUAGACGGUCAAAAAACAGGCCUAACUUUGAUAUUUUAUUCUUGCUAAAUGGGUAGUGGGAAUUAAAUGAAAUUUUGUGUAAUUAUUGAGAGAGAGACUUAUGUUUCGAUAAUAUAAAAAAAUUUUUUUAUUAAACAAUGGUGACGGAAAGCAGAAAUAUGGCCGCCGACACACAUUGAGGUUUGGAAAAACGCAUUUUGCGGUGACCACUGUCCUGUCUAAACGAUCCAUCUGAAACAAAAAAACAAAAUGAUGUUUUUAAGCUAACAGUAGUGGUUUGUCGGUGACAAUCGCCGAUUGUCGAUUUUAUCGUUUGUUACAAAAUGGCGAUGAGUUAAAGUUAAAAUUUAAAAA
This is a messenger RNA of Monomorium pharaonis (pharaoh ant), 1573 nucleotides long. RefSeq lists its product as uncharacterized. Bases 1 to 660 code for a protein of 219 amino acids. The transcript is spliced from 2 exons. Lineage: Eukaryota; Metazoa; Arthropoda; Insecta; Hymenoptera; Formicidae. The record is from RefSeq and is a predicted model, not a curated record.